AAUAGAGGCCGCCGUGCUUGAUGUUGACUGAUCAGUCCGAGGCUCCGCUGGAUUCUGGAGUUUUCUCACAGCUACUUGUUCACUCACCGAGAGAAGAAGAGGAGGCGACAGGAGUCUGAACUCAUGUCUUCCUCUCUCCCCGGAGACACUCUGGCUAAGAUGCAGCCGGACGCCUACGGGUGCGUGGUGGCGAACAGGUUCGGGGAACUCCUGGACGACGACGCGGACCCGUUCGACAUGAUCAGAGCAGUGGAGAAGGAUACGAAGAAGAAGCAGGAGGAUGAGAGGAAGGGCAAGCAGAAGAAACCCGGCCAGAAGGAGUCUCAGAAGGACAGGAGGGUCCCCAGAGCUCCGGGGCUCCAGGAACCAGCUCCAGUCCAAAAGCAGCAGCAGCAGCAGCAGCAGCCGCAGCAGCAGCAGGCUCGUCCUGGACCAGUGGCGGAGACCCGAGAGGAGGCUCAGAGGGGCAUGAAGAGGGGUGUUGCUGGGGAGCGCAGGGCCAGCCAGGAGGAGAGGCCAGAGUAUUCCAUCGAAAAGCCUUCCUCUUAUGCAGACUCUGACCUCAGGGGCAGAGGAGGGCCCAGAGGCAGGAGAGGAGCACGAGGUGGAGGAUACACAAGGAACCCAGACAACUUCAACCUGAGGGGCAAGAGAGAGUAUGAUCGACACAAUGGAACAGGAAUAUCUCCUGAGGAAAAGAGAGGAGGCAGAGGACCCUGGAACUGGGGCUGUGCUGAAGAGGCCACAAGUGAACUGAUGGAGGUGUCAUCUGAUGCUCCAGUCAAAGCAGAGGAGGCCCAAAUGACUGUGGAUGAAAAUCCCAAUCCAGCAACGGAAGAGGAGGAUGGAGAGAUGGUGGUCCAUGUUGCCAUGGAGAUGACCCUGGACGAGUGGAAGGCCAUGCAGGAGAUCAGUCGUCCCAAGGUGGAGUUUAAUAUCCGCAAGACGGAGAACCAGAUUCCCUCCAAAGCCAAAGUCAUCCACCAGUCAAAGCACCUGGAGAACCUCAAGUCCCCCCCUGUGGAGGAGAUAGAGGAUGAAGGCAACUUCCUCCGUCGGUCUGUGAAUGACAUCACCUCUCUCCUGGACAUCAACUUCGGGAGUCUUGGCCGGCCCUGCCGGGGGGGGCGAGGAAGAGGAGCUCGAGGUGGCAUGACCAAUCGCCCAGAGAGACCGAAACCGAUACUGGAGAAGGAGGACGAUCUGGCUCCUAACCCAGACGACCCAGAAGACUUCCCUGCUCUUCCAACAGGAAGAUAACUGAACACACUCGUCUUCAUUCAACUCCUGUGGGGAGAAUUCAUUGCACUUCUCACUUGCUUGACAACAGUUUUCAAGUCCCUGCUGUUAAGUUUUGGGGUUCUAUUGCACUAUUGAAGAGUUUGACUCCUUGAGAAUAAAUAAUAUGGCAAGUUUA
Platichthys flesus (European flounder) is the source of this 1417-nucleotide messenger RNA. Its product is annotated as intracellular hyaluronan-binding protein 4-like. The record is from RefSeq and is a predicted model, not a curated record. The transcript has 8 exons. Bases 124 to 1260 code for a protein of 378 amino acids. NCBI's taxonomy places the organism in Eukaryota, Metazoa, Chordata, Actinopteri, Pleuronectiformes, Pleuronectidae. Gene Ontology annotation, molecular function: RNA binding. Gene Ontology annotation, cellular component: cytoplasm; nucleus. Gene Ontology annotation, biological process: positive regulation of translational initiation; positive regulation of RNA splicing.